Messenger RNA from Nymphaea colorata (pocket water lily), 1780 nucleotides. Its product is annotated as plastidal glycolate/glycerate translocator 1, chloroplastic. The transcript has 8 exons. The record is from RefSeq and is a predicted model, not a curated record. Lineage: Eukaryota; Viridiplantae; Streptophyta; Magnoliopsida; Nymphaeales; Nymphaeaceae. Bases 115 to 1644 code for a protein of 509 amino acids.
UAGAAUUGAUGCUGAUCAGCCGUUGGAGAUGGGGGAUAGAUAGAAAGACGGUGGCACCACACGAUUCAAAUCUAAAAGGACCUUUGAGACCAUGAGUCUGCUUCACGCAUCCCCAUGGCGUCCGUGUCCACCAUCCCCAGAAUAGUUGCGCCACACUCUCAGAAAUUCCAAAAAGUGCCUCGGUUGAGGCCCAUUUACGUCCAUGGCUCUUGGGCAAUGAAUGCAGCUCCUCAAUCUCAAAAAUACGGGUUACCCACCAAGAAUCUUGGAGGUCGACCUAGUUUCGUUCAGAUGGGUUUCGUCAAAAGUAGCAGAAAUCAGCGAUUCCUCGCAAGAUCAUCUUCUUUCAGCGACUCCGUUUCUUCCAAAGGCUUCCAGAAGGUGGUCCAGAUCCUACACUUGCUUGUGUCUCUUGGGAUAAUUGUGGCAAUGGACAAGAUUCUGAAGAAGGUCUUCAUAUCUGCUGCCAUUAAGUUUCCGAGCGCUCUGUUUGGGAUGUUUUGCGUUUUCUCUAUUCUGAUGGUACUGGAUUCCGUUGUGUCUUCUGCUGCUGCGGGAUUGAUGAGCUUCUUUGAGCCUGCAAUUUUGUUUAUCCAGAGAUGGCUUCCUUUAUUUUAUGUACCAUCAUUAGUAGUGCUGCCUUUGGCAGUUAAGGAUAUACCUGCAACUUCCGGUGCCAAGAUUUUCUUCAUCUUAGUUGGUGGAUGGGUCGCUUCUCUUUCAGUGGCAGGAUACACUGCAAUUACGGUCAGGAAGAUGGUUAAGACAGAAAUGAUACCUGCCGAGCCCAUGUCAAAGCCUCCUCCCUUUUCGGUUAUAGAGAUAUGGACGUGGGCUACUAUACUCGUUUCAUCGUUUGUCUUUGCAUUAGUCUCCCCAACAGCACUUGGGACAACUGCAAGAACUUGCCUUCCCUUCUUGCUUGCAGCUACAGUACUAGGAUACAUGGUCGGCUCGGGAUUAUCACCUGGUGUGAGGAAGGUGUUUCAUCCAAUUAUCUGUUGUGCAUUAUCUGCAGACGUGGCAGCAUUCUUCUAUGGUUUUUUUUCAGGUUCUGGACUGGAACCUGUUUUAGGAGACUAUCUCACUAAAGUGUCAUCAAAUCCUGGAGCUGGUGACAUCUUAAUGGGAUUCCUAGGCUCAGUCAUUAUUUCCUUUGCCUUUUCAAUGUUCAAGCAAAGAAAGCUAGUAAAAAGGCAUGCUGCAGAGAUCUUCUCUGCUGUGAUGAUUUCCACAGUUUUCUCCUUAUAUUCUACUGCUAUUGUUGGACGGCUUCUCAACUUGGAAUCUGCUUUGACCAUAUCAAUCUUGCCUAGAUGUAUCACUGUUGCUCUGGCUCUCAGCAUUGUCUCGUUUUUUGAAGGUGCAAAUCCAUCACUGACUGCAGCUGUGGUUGUUUUGACGGGGCUUGUUGGUGCCAAUUUUGUGCAAGCAAUGCUUGACAAACUUGGAUUAUAUGAUCCUAUUGCUCGAGGACUUGCGACAGCUUCUAGUGCCCAUGGAUUGGGAACAGCAGCAUUGUCAGCCAAGGAGCCUGAGGCUUUGCCAUUCUGUGCAAUUGCUUAUGCGUUGACAGGCAUAUUUGGCUCGUUACUUUGUUCAAUUCCCACUGUUAGGCAAAGCUUACUGCUGAUUGUUGGAUGAUAAACUUAGCUUGUUGAGUUUGUACGUGGACAACGUGUUGUACAUACAGUGGUUCUAGAUAAAAGUUGAAGAGAACCACCUGAAUUCAGUUUCAAUUAAGUUGAUGAUGAAAGAAAAGAAUGAUUUUGAUCAGAAA